AUGAUAACACCAAUUGGAAAGAAUAGUAAUAGUAAUAGUAAUAGUAAUAGUAAUAGUAAUAGUAACAGUAAUAGUAAUAGUAAUAGUAACAGUAAUAGUAAUAGUAAUAGUAAUAGUAAUAGUAAUAGUAAUAGUAAUAGUAAUAGUAAUAGUAAUAGUAAUAGUAAUAAUUAA
Messenger RNA from Dictyostelium discoideum AX4, 174 nucleotides. RefSeq lists its product as hypothetical. The coding region runs from base 1 to 174 and encodes 57 amino acids. NCBI's taxonomy places the organism in Eukaryota, Evosea, Eumycetozoa, Dictyosteliales, Dictyosteliaceae. The record is from RefSeq and is a predicted model, not a curated record. The transcript has a single exon.